Solanum stenotomum is the source of this 798-nucleotide messenger RNA. Its product is annotated as protein TRANSPARENT TESTA 1-like. Gene Ontology annotation, biological process: anatomical structure development; regulation of gene expression. The transcript has 2 exons. Gene Ontology annotation, molecular function: DNA-binding transcription factor activity. Gene Ontology annotation, cellular component: nucleus. The record is from RefSeq and is a predicted model, not a curated record. NCBI's taxonomy places the organism in Eukaryota, Viridiplantae, Streptophyta, Magnoliopsida, Solanales, Solanaceae. The coding region runs from base 1 to 798 and encodes 265 amino acids.
AUGGAACACUCAUAUUUUGCUUCAUCUUCUAGUACUAUUGAAAAUCAAAUUGAACCAUUUGAUUUUUUUGCAGAUAAAACCCAAAAUGCAUUUGAAUUUCUUAGUUUGUCUCAACCAUCUAAUCAGAAUAUUGAAAAAAUGUCAAAUUAUCAAGAAAACCCUAAUUGGGAGAAUGAAGAUGAUGUGACUGUUGCCUUACACAUUGGUCUUCCAAAUUCUAGCAAUAAUAAUAUUCCAAUUGAUCAUAACAAAAGUGAUGGAAAUAUUAUUGGAGCAGCCACUCAAUAUUGGAUACCAACUCCUUCACAAAUUCUUGUUGGCUUCACCCAUUUUUCAUGUCACAUUUGUCACAAAACUUUCAAUCGUUACAACAAUCUUCAGAUGCACAUGUGGGGUCAUGGUUCACAAUAUCGAAAAGGACCAGAAUCACUUAAAGGAACACAACCAAAAGCCAUGUUAGGGAUUCCAUGCUACUGUUGUGAAGAAGGGUGCAAGAACAACAUAAAUCAUUCUAGGGCUAAGCCAUUGAAGGAUUUUCGAACACUACAAACACACUACAAGAGGAAGCACGGGACAAAGCGAUUCUCCUGCAGAAAAUGUGGCAAGUGUUUGGCUGUUAAAGGAGACUGGAGAACACACGAAAAAAAUUGUGGUAAACGUUGGCUUUGUGUUUGUGGUUCUGAUUUUAAACACAAGAGAUCUUUGAAGGAUCAUAUCGCAUCGUUUGGUCAAGGUCACGGGCCAAAUAAUUCAUUUGAUGGAGUUGAACUUCAGAGAUCAGGAAAUUUUUUCGUUUGA